UAUAAAUAGCAAUAUUAUAUUGUGUACUAGAUAGGGUGUAGGCAGCGCCAGCCAUUUGUAACAGUAUAUGUAGCAUAUUCCUCAACCUCAAAUUUCAUCAUAUCAUAUUGUAUAUGUAUGUUACGUUGCGAGAUGAGGUCUUAGCUUAAAUCCAAAAUCGAUCGCCUUUCUUCCUAGCAUUCAUCAUUCGCCAUCGUACAUCCUCUCUCCUCCUCAUUCCAAUCUCGUUAAGUUGUUUAUGCCCUAGCUUAUUGCUUUGUUUCUGUCUCUUUGCUUCAAUUCGAUUCAAUCGAGAUGAUGUACGAAGCCUCGGAAGUGAUCAUGAGAGCGGGCGCAGUAGUGGAUCCGCUCGGGAGGAGAUCGUCAUCGCUGCAAUUGGUGGCGCCGGAAAGAGAAAGGAGAUCGCCGUCGUCGAGACGAUCGCGAAGGGCGAUAAUCUCGGCGGCCGAGGAAGAGGGAGAAAGGCUGGAUAUCGUGGAUCUUAGCGGCUUGUCGCUGGAGGCUCUCCCUAUAGAUAUCUCUUUCAACUUAGCAGCCAUUAGCAAGUUAGACCUCUCCUGCAAUAAUCUUCAGAUAAUACCGGAGUCGUUGACAGCGAGGCUGCUAAAUCUAGUAGUAUUAGACAUGCAUUCAAACCAGCUUAAGUCUCUCCCCAACUCCAUGGGCUGUUUGUCCAAACUCAAGAUUUUGAACGCCUCCGGAAACAACCUCCAAUCUCUCCCUAAGACCAUUGAGAACUGCAGAUGUUUGGAGGAGUUGAACGUAAACUUCAAUAUGUUGAGCCAUCUUCCAGAGAGCAUCGGAUUUGAGCUAACGAGCCUGAAGAAACUGUCCAUAAACUCCAACAAGCUAGCCUUCCUCCCCCACUCCACCUCCCACCUAAGCAACCUCCGCGUCCUAGACGCCCGCCUCAACUGCCUGCGCCAACUCCCGGAAGAUCUGGAGAACAUGGUGAGCCUGCAGGUGCUGAACGUCAGCCAGAACUUCCAGCACCUCACCAAGCUCCCCUACUCCAUCGGCAUGCUCAUGUCCCUUCUGGAGCUGGACAUCAGCUACAACAGCAUCACCGUCUUGCCCGACUCCCUGGGCUGCCUCAAGAAGCUCCAGAAGCUGGAAGUUGAAGGAAACCCUCUGGUUUCCCCGCCCACCGACAUCAUCGACCAAGGCCUUCACGUCGUCAAGGAGUUCCUGUGCCAGAGGAUGAACCAUUCUUCUUCACCCUCCCAACGGAAGCCCUGGUCCUCCUGGUUUGGCAAGCUGGCCAAAUGCAGCACCUUCAAUGGCGCCAACAUGCCCCGUGGAGAUCAUAAUAAUAAUCUAAAUCGCAAUGGCGUCGCCGCCUUCACAAUCCCGGACUAUCGUUCCAUUGAUGGAAUGGCUUCCCCUAGAUACAUGGGGAUGUUCUCUCCCCGGAGAAUUUUCUCCCCCAAAACUUACUUCACAAGAUAGGGAUAAUAUAAUCCAUCCAGAAUCGAGUCACAGGUACGUACGUUAGUAUAUAUAGUAGGAAUAUAAUUACGCAUGUCUUCGGUACGUACGGUGGUUGAAACCAAGAUUCGCUUUCUAGUUUCUGCUGCAAAUUAAAGGAGACUUCUCAUUUCUCAAUUAUGUCCACUGCAUUAAUACUUGCCGGACUUAGCUUGUAUCUUCUACCGUUACAUAUGUACGGUAUGGACUACGGACUAGCAUGCAAGAAUAUUCAAUAAUCUUUUUAAUUAUAUUGUAUUUUUUUUUAUGAACUGGAUCAGACAGUGUUAUGUUCUUUUUUUCUUAUUUGGAGUAAUUUAAUUUUCUAAGAUCAUGUAAAUGUGUUGACAAGCUGCACAUGUAUAAAUAUUAUUGUACAUAAAUAAAAAAAU
This is a messenger RNA of Ipomoea triloba (trilobed morning glory), 1859 nucleotides long. Its product is annotated as plant intracellular Ras-group-related LRR protein 6. The transcript is spliced from 3 exons. The record is from RefSeq and is a predicted model, not a curated record. Bases 295 to 1449 code for a protein of 384 amino acids. Gene Ontology annotation, molecular function: protein binding. NCBI's taxonomy places the organism in Eukaryota, Viridiplantae, Streptophyta, Magnoliopsida, Solanales, Convolvulaceae.